Molecule: messenger RNA, 11828 nt
Organism: Alligator mississippiensis (American alligator)
Lineage: Eukaryota; Metazoa; Chordata; Crocodylia; Alligatoridae
Gene: ROS1
Product: ROS proto-oncogene 1, receptor tyrosine kinase
Exons: 44
Coding region: 510-7235 (2241 amino acids)
Biological process (GO): positive regulation of kinase activity; cell surface receptor protein tyrosine kinase signaling pathway; regulation of TOR signaling
Cellular component (GO): membrane; signaling receptor complex
Molecular function (GO): transmembrane receptor protein tyrosine kinase activity; ATP binding; protein binding
Source: RefSeq, a predicted model, not a curated record
UUGUGUUAUCUCUGUCUUUUGUUUUUAAACAGUUAAUCAUUUCCUGAGUUACAGGUUUUAAAAGGGCUUGGUUAUGGUGGUUGCUUCUUUUUCUGGGGUAAUGAAAGAGUUCUGUCAGGAAGGUCUGUUAGCUCUGCCCUUUGGUGUGUGAGUAACCAGCCUUUUCCCUCUUCUUGCUCUAUGGCACUGAUUCUCAACUUUCUUAGACUUGAGGCACUCCUUGCUAGACUCGAGGCACCCUUUGGAAAGUGCCAGCUCUUAGUUUUCACUCAUUUUUUUGACAAUGGAAAAAUAAUAGACUGUAGCAGUUAUCAGUUUUUCUCUUGCAAAGAAUUCAGAAAGACCACAACGAGUCAGAAUGGAUUCCUAUUUGAAAUCUCUGGGUUUAUCUUGUGAAGCAUGCUUAUGUACUUAACGGUGCUAACAUUGUAUGGCACCCUGCAGCACCCUUGAAAGCACUUGAGGGUGCUGCAGGACCCUGGUUAAGAAUCACUGCUCAGUGGACAUCCAUGGGAGCUGCUUCUAUCCAAAGACAUAUGUUCUUGGUGGAAGGAGAGCUUGCCAUUAAUAACCUUUGCAAUGUUAGUGACAUCACCAGAGCUUGCACACAGGGCUGUCAAUUUUGGAAUGCAACAGUACAAGAAAAUUGCCCGCUGAAAUGUAACCAGACCUACAUUAGAGCCUGUGAGAGAAUUUCCUGCAAGUUUGGCUGCAGCUGUGCAGAGAAUGCUUAUGGCAUUAAAAUACAGGAUUACUUGAACACACCUACAGCACCAUUUGCAUCUAUCAUUGGAAGCCACAAUGUGACUUUACGAUGGAAGUCAGCUAAUAUUUCUUGGGUGAAAUACAUCAUCCAGUGGAAGUACAAUCAGCUCCCUGGAGACUGGAGGUACACUGAGGUGACAUCUGAGCAUUCAUAUACAGUGAAUAAUCUUCAAGCCUUUACAGAGUAUGUGUUUCGCAUAGUUUGGAUCCUCACAUCUCAGCUGCAGCUGUAUUCUCCAUCUAGCCCCAGUUACCGGACUUACCCAUCUGGAGUUCCUGUUACAGCUCCUAUUAUUAAAGAUAUUGAAAGCUCAGGCCCUUACACCAUUGAAGUUAGCUGGUCUCCGCCACUUUUCCCCAGUGGGUUGAUUGUUGGCUAUAAUUUACUGCUGACCAGUGAAAGACAGGAACUACGUGGAGCAACAAGCAGUCAAAGUUUCCAGUUCUUCUCCACCUUGCCGAAUACCACUUACAGGUUUAUGAUUGAAGCAGUAAAUAUGGUUGGUGCUGGGCCAUUUGCAGAAGCCACCAUUACUACACCAGAAUCUGAAGUAAAAGAGAAAGCAAAAUGGCUUUUUCUAACCAGAUACCAAUCUCUAAGAAAGAGAUCCAUGGAAUCAUUUUUGGAAGCAGCAGAAUGCCUUCAGAGUGAUGCUGUAUGCAACAAUAUUACAGGGAUUGCCGUGAAUGUUUAUCAGCAAGCUGUCUAUUUCUCAGUGGGGAAUUCUAUCUGGGUAAAAGGAGCUGCUAGCAUGUCUGAUGUGUCUGACCUAAAGCUCUUUUACACUGGCUUGGGAACAAUUACUUCAAUCUCUGUGGACUGGAUUUACCAGAUGAUGUACUUUGUCAUGAAUGCAAAGGUAUAUAUCUGUAGUUUAGAGAACUGCACAGUAGCUGAAGACAUUACUCCACCUUCAGUGACUUCCCCUAGGAAAGUUAUAGCUGACCCGUAUAAUGGGUAUAUUUUCUAUCUUCUGGAGGAUGGUAUUUACAGGGCAAGCCUCCCUACCUCUUCAGAUCUAAUCACUGCGGCUUUACUAGUUGUGAGAAUCCGUGCUCCAAAAGACUUUGUGAUUAACUACCAGUCCAAAAGACUUAUUUUCUUCUACAAAGAAAGACAGUCCUUUGUAUCUUGUUUUCUGGAUGGCUCAGGAUUUAACGAACUGCGACCUAAAGUUUCAUUUGCAGACAUAGAAAGUUUUGUUUAUGAGAAUAACACGUUGGUGGUCACAAACGGUAGGGCAGUUUUCCAUGAAGAGAUGUCUGCAAACGGGAUCUCCAGCUUUAAUGAGUAUGUUGCAGAUUGCAGCCUUACUGAUCCAGACUAUUUUGGGUAUGGAAACUUGCUCUUUUAUGGUUCGUCAGCUCAGCCUUUUCCUUUGCCAUCACCGCCUCAGUUUGUCACAGCUCUGUUUGGAUCAGACCAAGCUGUAGUCACCUGGAAACCACCUGAACCCACUAUUGGAACCAAUCCUUCUGCUUGGAAGAACUGGACUUAUAUUCUGAAAGUAUCAUCUCAGGGUUCUGCUGACGAGGAUCUAGCUGUCUCAAAUAUCAGUCAUACUAACUUUACAGUGAGAGACCUGUCCAACUUCACAGCAUAUGAGGUGUCAGUGAGAGCUUUGUCUCCUGCUGGGGAAGGGCCAUGGUCAGAGUCUUUUAAGGGUACUACUUUAAAAGAAGUUGAAGAAGAACCUUAUAUUUUGGCGGUUGGAAAUGAAGGUCUUUGGAAGCAGCGCUUGGAUCAUUUUGGGCCAGGAGAAUUCCUCUGUCCUGAUUUAAGAAAUGUUACAGACCUGGACUGGUAUGAUGACACUCUCUACUGGAGCAACUCCAUAGGAGAAGUUCAUAUGUGGUCAUUGAGUAGAAGAGCUCCUGCCAUUGUGAAUUCUCCCCUAUUUGACAUCAAAAAAGCAAGGAUACUGGCCUUUGAUUGGCUGGGUCAGUGUUUGUACUGGGCUGGAAAGGCAAAUACGAUCUAUAGAAAAUCACUGCUGGCAGGACACACUGAUGUUGUGGUUUAUGUCACAUUCCUGGUGAAGGAUCUUGUGAUUGAUUCAGUAAAUGGCUAUCUGUACUGGGCUACAGCUUACUCUGUGGAGAGUACCAGACUGAAUGGAGAAUAUUAUUUAAUGUUACAAGAGCAGCCCCAGUUUUCUAAUAAGCAGGUGGUUUCUUUAGCUUUGGAUCUCAGUGGUGGCUUCCUCUACUGGUUUGUGCAGGACAAUCUACACCUAAAUCUAUACAGAGUCUCCCUCUGUGAAGAGAGUUGUGGUAAUGCUGUAGUCACUGAAUUUGCAGCGUGGAGUUCUUCAGGAAUAUCCCAAAAUGCACUGGUAUAUUACAGUGAGCGGCUGUUCUGGAUUAAUGCCCAGCAGUUCAUUACAACACAGGAAGUUGGUCAGAGUGUUGGUAUCCCCUUUUCAGAGCCAGCAGCGUUUUCAGCUUUUACCCUUGUUCAGAGAUCUCUCAAACCUCUGCCAGGAAACUUUUCCUUUGUGCCCAAAGUGAUCCCAGAUUCAGUUGUGGAGUCUUCUUUUAAGAUUGAACAAAAUUCUUCGAGGUUUCAUAUCCUUUGGAAUGCCGUUACAAAUGUGGACUGGGGCGUUGUCUUCUACUGUGUGGAAUCCAAGGUUCUACAAGCCAAGUUUGCAGAUAAUGAACGGUGCCUGCGACCACAUAAUCUGACAGUACCUGUCUAUACAGUUGAAGGGCUGGAGCCUUAUACACUGUUUGAUUUUACUGUUACUCCUUACACCUACUGGGGCAAGGGACCUAUGACAUCCACCUUCCUGCGAUCUCCAGAAGAAGUUCCUUCAGCACCUACAAGCCCCAGAAUCUACGUGCUCCAUUAUGGCCCAUAUGAAGGAAAAGAGAAGGCCAUUGUGGAAUUCAGAUGGGAUAAACCCAGGAGGGAAAAUGGAGCACUAACAGAGUUCAGAAUUUACUACCAAAUAGGAAACCAAAGUGAUGCUAAUGAGAAUUUUACAGAAUGGAGUAUAAGCAAAACUGCACCCUCUGUAAUGUCCUUUUCCCUCAAGGCUGUGCUUCCUAGGCUCACAAUACGGUUCCAGGUACAAGCCUUGACGUUUGUGGGUCCAGGACCUCUUUCUGAUAUAGCAGAGAUUAAAUCCACAGAUCUUUUUCCAGUUCCAACUCUUAUAACUGUUUCUUCCAAUGAGAUGGCCCUCAUUGACAUAGAUAGAAAUCAGACCAUCAAGAGUCUUCCCAUAAAAGAUGUAAACCAAAUCAGUUAUACUGCUAAUGAUGAAACUAUGUAUUACAUAGAGGAAGAUUGUCUUUUUCAUCUGAACAUACCAAAUAAUUCCGUGCUUCAGCUUUUCAAAGAUGGAUAUCUCCGCAAUGCCACAGCUAUUGCAAUUGACUGGAUUGCAAGACGUGUCUUUGUUGCCCACAAAACAUUGUGGAGUGGAGCUGAAAUAUUAGUUAUUGACCUUGAACUCAAGGCAAGAUCACUUAAAACUUUGAACAUACAGACAACUAAUCGAAAUUUGACCAUAUCAUCUCUGCUGGCAUUUCCUUUCUUAAGUCGUCUGUACUGGGUGGAAACCCUUGAUUAUGGUGCUUGGAUCUUUUAUUAUGAUACUUUGAAUAACACUGCAUACCAUGUUUUGGGGGACACAUCUUUAAAACAUCAGACAAGAAAUAACUGCAGUUGCAACCUAACUGAAACGGACCUAGGUAGAGCAAUGACUAUAGAUAUGACUGACUCAAAGAAGCCACACAUACUCUUUGUCAAAGGAAGGGAUGAAAUAUGGGCCUCAGAUAUGGAUGGAUGCUACUGCUGGAGAGUUAUCCAUGUUCCUAGUCAUCAAGAUAUGACUUUUGGCAGUUUGACGGUUGACAGACAGUUUAUAUAUUGGAGUAUCGUAACAAAGGACUAUACCACAAUUUAUCAAGCAAAUAAAGAAAGCAAAGCACUCUUCAUCCAGAAAAGAGCACAUGGAAAGUUGCAAAUCUUAGCCUACAGCUUAGUCAUGCAACCCUAUCCAGAUAAAGAAUGCUUGAUUCUUGCCUCCAAUGCUGAGAAACCUAUAGUUUAUCCUACAAAUACCAGUAUUACAGUGAGGUUGCCACCUGUCAAAACACAGCUUUUGUGCCCAGGCAUAACUCUCCCUACUCCAACAUAUCUUGUGUACUAUGGAAAAAUUGCCAGCAGGGGUAUGAGCUGUUCAUCCGGACUACAGUGUAGAAUAAUGGAAAGUCAAAAAAAUAUAACCGUUAUUGAAGGCCUAGAUCCGUUUUCAAGGUAUGUCAUACAAGUGGCAGUGAAAAACUAUUAUUCAGAAACUUCUGAACAGCCAUCCUUGGGGAAAGAAACCAUUGGCACAACUUUCUAUGGAGUACCAGAGGCAGUUGGCCAAAUUGAGGUGCUAGUUCUGUGUGACAACACCAUCAAUAUAUCUUGGAGUGAGCCCUCACAGCCAAAUGGACCUAGAGAAUCAAUUCGCUAUCAAAUCCUUAUCAAUUUCUUGCCUGCUAUUCCUGCAACUCCUUUGAAAAAAAGUGAAUUUCCAAAUGGGAAGCUUGCCUGGUCUAUUAACAACCUCCAAAGUGGAACAAAGUACAAAAUUAAGGUUCUUGCUUUCCAUCCAGGGAAGAACUGGUUUUCUGAAAGUGCCCCUGUAUUUGCAACAACUUUUGAGACUCCACCUGUACCAGUCAAUAUUAUUGCCAGAAACACCAGUGUACAGAUAGAAUGGACACUUCCUUUACAUGUUAACAAAACCAGCUUUUGGUUUGAAUUGCAGAAGUGGCAGACCAAGAACUAUUGGUUUUCUCCUGCAACUACUUCAUGUGCUGAAGGACCCAGGUUUACAUGUAAUCUCACAGGCAUUCUUCCUCACACCGCCUACUUUGUGCGGGCAGGUGUAAUUUAUGUAACAGGAACACACAGCAUCUCACCUCCAGCAAGCUUUAAAACUAUGGCUGGAGUUCCAAGUAAGCCAGGAAUUCCAAAAAGAGAAGAGAAUAAAAAUGUUGUACAAUGGCAAAAAGCUGAAGACAAUGGAAGUAAUCUUACAUACCACAUCUUGGAAAGCAGGAGGUGUUCCCAUAAUACAAGCAAAAUGAAACCAUCCUGGGAGGUGGUUUACAAUGACUCUUGCACCGAUGUAUGUAUAUGGAGGGCCAAGAACACAGAAGGAACUUUCCAGUUCAGAGCAGCCGCUGCAAAUUUGCUUGGACUUGGUGAAUACAGUGGCAUAAGUGAGAAUAUUGUGUUAGUUAAAGAUACUGCACCCUUCCCAGAGGCGAUCAUUGUCAUAGCUGUGGUAAUCGGAAUAACUGGACUAAUCUUGAUUGUGUUUGCACUAGUUGCUUUUGUUUGGCACCAGAGGUGGAAAUCCAGAAAGUUGACACAGCCUGGGCAGAUUGUUUUUGUCAAGGAAGACAAAGAGUUAGCUCAACUUAGGGGACUUCAUGAUGCUGUGGGACUGGCCAAUGCUUGCUAUGCUGUGCACAAUCUCCCUACUCCAGGUGAGACUGAAUCCUUGCCAGCCUUUCCUCGGGAAAAACUGAAUUUGCAUAAGUUAUUGGGAACAGGAGCUUUUGGAGAGGUGUAUGAAGGGACUGCUGUAGAUAUCAUUGCAGCUGGAAGCAGAGAAUCCAAAGUAGCAGUGAAGACUUUAAAGAAAGGUGCUACAGAUUAUGAAAAGAGUGAAUUCCUGAAGGAGGCACACUUAAUGAGCAAAUUUGAUCACCCACACAUCCUGAAGUUACUUGGAGUUUGUUUGCUGAAUGAACCCCAGUACAUUAUCUUGGAACUGAUGGAAGGAGGGGAUCUACUUAGCUAUCUACGAGGAGCAAGAAUGCAAAAGUUCCAAAGUCCCUUGCUAACACUAGUUGAUCUUCUGGAUAUUUGUCUGGAUAUCUGCAAAGGUUGUGUCUAUUUAGAGAAAAUGCACUUCAUCCACAGGGACCUAGCAGCCCGAAAUUGCCUUGUGUCUGUGAAGGAAUACAGCAGCGCUUCCCGAAUAGUGAAGAUUGGGGAUUUUGGACUUGCCAGAGAUAUCUAUAAAAAUGAUUACUACAGAAAAAGAGGAGAAGGCCUGCUCCCUGUGAGAUGGAUGGCCCCUGAAAGCCUGAUUGAUGGUGUAUUUACUAGUCGAUCUGAUGUAUGGUCUUUUGGAGUCUUAGUAUGGGAAACUUUAACCCUGGGUCAUCAGCCAUAUCCAGGUUUCUCCACUCUUGAGGUUUUGCAUCAUGUACGAUCAGGAGGGAGGCUGGAGAUGCCAAAUAAUUGUCCUGAUAACCUAUGGGACUUGGUGAUAAGAUGCUGGGUCCAAGAACCAUGUAACAGACCCACUUUCUGUUAUAUUCAGGAUCAAAUGCAAGAGGUGAGAAACUCUCCUCUGUGCUAUACCUCUCACCUUUAUAGCAAGACAUUGUCCACUGGAGUCAUCAAUCAGGCCUUUGAAGAAUUAAUCUCUGGACACCCUCUGCCUUGACUCUGUACGCUCUCACUGAAGUGGAGGUCAUGGCUAGUGACAACUGGGAGCUGCUCUUGGAGUCUCUGUUGCCUUUUUAGGUUAUGAGGGUCUCUGUGUGUUUGGGAUAAUAUGAUUGACAGCUCCACUCCAGCCCCAAUUAGCACCCUAUAAUUUAUUAGCUUCUGCUUUCAGUUUAUGCGCUAACUUCACAAAUAUUUCAACCACGGAAACAGCAGGUAUCGAGUGUCUCUUUCCUGAUCCAGCUCACUGGGGCUGCAGUUAAAUACAGGGAGAGAGCUGUGCAGGUCUGUCAAGAGAGAAUAAUCAUUUGUGUCUAUGUUGACUGGGGCUGUCACAGAUCUUUAAAGCUUCAUUGGUGGAUGGAAAAAAAAAGAUGUAUUCCUUUGCGGAUAGUUCAUGCUGUAGGGUGGGGUGCAGGGCUGAAAGCGAAUUUGUCAGAUCUCCUAAAGAAACUUGUGUUUGUUUAUCUCUGCUCCUUAUAUAAGUACCCAUUAUUUGAUGGUAUAUAAGUAGCAUCUGUAUGUAUGACUACAUCACUCUUCAAGCUUCUGGUCCUCCUGACUGAAACAUGAGGCAAAUAUGAAAUUGCAAGGGGGGAGAGGAGGAUACACCUCAGGACAUGGAGACCAGUCAUGUGAGGUGGCAAAAAGACCACUUUUAAGUGCAUCCCUCUGUUCCUUCUCCUCUCAUGACUGUUGUAUCUGACUCACUGACACAUUCUAAAAGAAACACCCACAUUUUGGGUGCAUCUACAAGCUACAUGUUCAUUAAUGCACCAUAGUUACUGCACAUUAAGUUUAGUAUUUGUAUAACCAAGUACUAAAUCAAUGUGCAGUAACUGGCUUUACUGUGCAAUAGUGCCAGUGCACAGCUUUUUAGCGAUGCUAACUGUGGAGUAGCCUAAUACUACUGGGCAUUAGCAUAUUAGCAUGGUUUUUGUCCUGCAUGUUAAUACACAAUAGAAUUAGGCUACUGCGCAGUUAGCAUCUCGUGUAGAUGCACCCCCUGAGUUGGUCUUGUUGUAAAUGUGUAUGGAAGGUGUUGUGUAUGGUAUGUGCUAAGGUAAAGAUACAGAUACAGGCACCUAUCAGAGAGGGCAAAAACAGUCCCUACCACCUGAGACAAGUGGGCAUAGAGUUUAGGCCACUUUGAUUAAUGCUGGGUGCAGAUUCAGUUAAAUCUAGCAUGUUUGUAAUGAUGAAUAUGCCUAAGCCUCCUUCAGUUUCCCAUGUCAGAAUCUAGGGUGGAUGUGAUGUAUAACAUGCAGUCAUAUGGGUAUGCAAGGCUACCAUAGGUUUACAGGCCAACUUCUAGAUUUUUGGAAGAUAAAAUGUGGCUAUUUUGCUGUCUGUGGAGAGUGGGACCUGGCUACUUUUCCACGUAGCUAAAGCAAGUCCAUAUACAGUAAUAUGAUGGAUGGGCACACAAAAUAGAACCCAGGGUGUGUUCAGAUAGAGCAAGUUAAGUUUAAGUUUAGACAGAACAUAUUAUUCUGGCCAGAAACAAGUGUGCUAUUUGGAUCCUAAGUCCCCUCACCUCAAAGUGUAAGGGUGGUUGGAGGUGGGGUUUCAGCUCGUGGGUAUCCAUACCUUAUCAUUUGUCCAUUUUUAUUCCUUUUCUCCUUGCCAGAAAAAUUAAUAAACUGUGUAACCUAAACAAGGAAGAGACCCCCCCCUUCUCAAGCCAUUGCAUGCACAACCAUUCAGCUUCUCUUCCUCUCUUCCUGCAACCGCUCCUCUGGGUGGUAGGCCAGGGACACAGGCCAGGAAAUCACAGUCCUCGAAAGGAAUUGGUCUGCAUCCCUGCAGUGUAAAAGGACAUGUGAAUUACAAUGCUCAGCCAGAAAAAGAUGCACGAGGGCAGCCAGAAAGUGAACUUUGAUGUGCCAAAAACAUUCGCUGCGUUUCCCUCCCUUCCAGACAGGGCCCAAUUUUUAAGCCUUUGCUAGAACUUGUCAUGGACCUAAAUAGAACUUCAAAGGGAAAGCGAGAGGAGAGAGCAGCAGCUUCUGACCUCAGGAGGAGACAGGACAGAUAAAGUUCCCCAGCGAAAGGCAAUACACAAUCAUUGGAGGGGCAGAGGAAUUGUUCAGAAUCUGCUUUACCUGUCCCUCAACCCAUAUUGGGGCUUAUGUGAAUAACUCACUGGCAAAGAGAGGGAAAACCAGGAUCUUUCUACUAAUGUAAGCCCCAAUUAGGAUAAAUCAUUUGCAUGCUAAGAGCAGAGGUAUCUAUGUGUAGCUAUAUCCCCUCUGCAAUAGUCUUUCAGUCAGUCCUCUAUCGACAAAAGUGCCUGGGAGCCCCCUGUUAAAAUUCCACCACCAAAAAUAAAAAUGGAGGUUAGUACAACUUCCUUACCUCAUAUGGAUCUCUCCCCUUCUUUAGAUGCAGCUCAGUUAUCGCUGCUGGAGACUAGUGAUAGCCCUGGAUCUCAUUAAGGUAUUUCUAUAGAGCAACUUUUUCCUUGUGGUAUGAACCAGUUUAUACCUUGUGCCAGAUACCAGGGGUUUUCAGAAUGAAAAGAUAAGGGAUAUACUCAGAGGCUUAGCCCUAACCCUUAAAAAUAUACACCUUAAAUUGUAUAUUAAACCCUCACUGUACCAAUAUACCAGCUGGGUAAACAAUUUGAAGCAAUUUAUCCAAUAAAUAUAAUCCAUUUUUCCCUCCUGUAAAUUCUCCGUGGGCAGGUGGUGACAUUAAUUUGUUACUUAGUCUCAACUGUGGAACAAGCCAGGGCAAACCCAUGUUAAACCUAUAGGAUGUUUACAAAAUAGACAGUGUGUGAAUUUACGUUCUUCUGGCCACCAGACUGGGCACUUAACAGUUCAAAGCAGAAAGAAUCCUUUUUUCUCCUUAAAGAUGAUCUACAAAUAUUCAUGGUUAUUCAAUACAUCUGUUGUACAAAAAGCAAUAAAAUAGCUUUAUAGGAUAGCCACUAGAUAAAUUAUUUGUAUUAUUUGUAGCAUCAAACCCUGGUGUAUCAGGUACUGUAUAAACACAUAACAAAGAAAGAGUUCUUUCCUUCCUAAAAUUUUAUAAUCUAAGACUCCAAUCCUGCAAAGACUCAUGCAUUCACUGAUCUUUAGGCACUGUGACUAGUAUUAAUGAAGUCAAUGGAAUAACACAAAGCAGGUAAAACACUUAUUUAAGUCUGCAUAUUUACUAUCUACUACAUAGAGAGUAAUCCUUUAGAACAGGAGCUGCUCUUUUUUUACUUGUUUGUACAAUGAGGCCCUAACUAGGCCCUGUAAUAAUAAAGAAAUCCCCUGAGAUAAAGAAGAGCACAUUGAGCCCACAUACUCAUUCUAGUACCCACACAUGCAGUCUUUGUGGAAAUCUCACUUUUUGCAAACAUCACUGCAAAUAAGCUCUUACUUGACCACAUGUUCACAGAUAAAAGGGGCUGUGACUGGCAGUGGAAUUGAUGAGUGGGAGAGACUGGCAAAACUAUCAACAGAUUUUCUGUUCAGUAUAAUUUACAGACAAAACCCAACAAACAAAACAAUAUUCUCAAUGAAGUGAACUUCAUUCUGGAUUUGGUGCAAAUGUUCUCAUUCUUUAAAAGUUCCACACAAAAAAGCAAGUAAAAAAUCCUCAUCCCCUCCCAAAAGAAACAUAUACAACAAUAGAGCCAAAACCAAAUACUGCCUUUUUUACAAGUGCUGCUACCUUGUUUCUUGGUAGGUUUCUGACACAUUUUGUUUUAAGUGACAGAAUACAUUCCAGUCUCAGGGUACCUUACUACAACCUGCCUGGGACCUGGUUUAUUGUAAACUAAGGAAGAAAUUAUUUUAGGAGUCUUUUGUUGAAAGAAUCUUGGCCCAUCUUCCCCUGACGCUUGCAAAUCUCUAACUGAAAAUAGUUGUCAUAAAUUAUAGCCCAAACAAAUUCUCUGCCAGCUUCUUGCAGUGUUUAUACCCAGUGCUUUUUAAAAUUCUCAUAAUUAUGAUUCCAGUCUCCCCUAUAAAUCUAGCUACGUUCUCGCCACUACUUGAUUGAAAUCCAAGAGGCAAGAUCUGUCUCUGCUUCCCCUUCCUUUGCACACCAGAUAAGUGCCAUUCUUCCAUCACCAGAAUACACGGCUAUGUGCCCUGCCAGCUAUGUUUACACUUACUGCCAAAUUUAAGCUUAAGAAAAUAGCCUGUCCUCUUGCAUUCAUCUUUUUCUUUUGCAACAUUCAAGGGCUGUUCAGUUAAAGAAAACCCCCCAAAACCCAGAAGAGGACAAAACAAUGCAGGUUUGGACUGUAGAUAAAAUAUUGUUUUUAAGGGGAAGUAAAGGAAAAUAUUCACUUCUUCACUGCUGUCCUUGAUUGAAUCAGUGUUUUGAAUUACAGGAGUAAUAGGAAUGCCAUUAUAAUCCCUGUCUUUUGUCAUCUUUUUGAAGAGAUGUUGUACUGUAACGUAGCACCCUUGUUUGUUUGUUAAUUCAUUAGACAGGGGAACUGAAACCCAGAACAUCUCAAAAAGACUGUAUUUUAUUCUUCUGUAUUCGUCACCAUUUCUUUUACUCAUGUAAGAAAACAUUUUGCACCAUACAGAUUUAUUUUUAGUUUUAAUGCAAAGUAAUAAAAUAGUUUGUUUUGUCCACA